Molecule: messenger RNA, 7524 nt
Organism: Carassius auratus (goldfish)
Lineage: Eukaryota; Metazoa; Chordata; Actinopteri; Cypriniformes; Cyprinidae
Product: POU domain, class 2, transcription factor 2-like
Exons: 16
Coding region: 758-2626 (622 amino acids)
Biological process (GO): regulation of transcription by RNA polymerase II
Cellular component (GO): nucleus
Molecular function (GO): DNA-binding transcription factor activity, RNA polymerase II-specific; RNA polymerase II cis-regulatory region sequence-specific DNA binding
Source: RefSeq, a predicted model, not a curated record
GAGGUUGGAAAAAAGCCGUGUGCGCAAGCGUCCUCAUUCUGUAUUUUCUGAUGGAGGCUUGUGUUGUGACAGAUGUGUUGAUAUACAGUAGCGAUACGGCGUGAAACGAGAGAGACGGAGAGUCACUGCAGGACUCGUGAGCUACUCUUUCCAGCAACCCCAGCACUUUCCAGCGGCACAACUCUCCCCCUCUUUUUACCUCUAUCACACCAUCUGUUUAUUCUUUCAUCUAUCUCUCCUCUCUGCUGCCUUCCCACUCUCAACCUCUUUCCUCCUCUCUCUCUUCACAUGACCCCGCUCUUCAGCCCACCGAUCAACAGCGCUUAACUUCCUUCUUCGUACGCUCACCAUCCUGCUUGUCUUCCUCAGCAUUUCCUCCUCCAUAUGUGACCGACGCAUGAAUUCGCUCAAUGAAAUGACCUGUAACAGACUUACAAGUGUAAAAUGCAGUCAGAGUUGCAUUCUUGUAAAUGUGGCAUGUCUGUCCUGACCCGCUGCUUUCUUGCUCUCUCGGGGUCAGGAAGUGGGCAAGAGGGGGCAGAGGUGUGGGUGAGUAUAGCGUAGAGAGGAGGUGACGGAGGGAGGAGAGAAGGAGGAGUGGAGAGUUCACCCCUCCACUUGUUAUCAGUUUGUUCCUCCUUCUUGGCCACACACUGACAGAGUCAGAGACGCGGAGAGAGUGAGACAGAGGAAGAGUGUAUUCAUGUGUGUGAGAGGAAGAGGACCUCACUGAACGACUGCACAUAUAUUCAUCAACAUGACAAAGAACGGUCCUGUUGCAUCCAUGGAUUACUCGCAUAUGUGGUUGCCAGGUAUGUGUCUGGAGUACCAGGGAGGUUGCCAGGUUGGUCUCUUCCGAGGUUUAUUGAUGGAUUCAUUAGAAAUGCAGGGACGUCUGAGGUCAUCAGGCCAAGAAGAUAUCAGAAUGUUAAAGCCAGUAGAGGUUGAGAAUCCGGCGGCAGACUCUCCGAUGGAGAGCACAGACUCCGAAAGAAACGGCUCAGAUUCAAAUAAUCAGGUUCAGCCGAUGAAAAUCAACCCUUUCUCACUUUCUCCCACACUGAGCAGCAGCCCCAAGACUAAGGUGGAGGAUUGUGGUGAGAUGUCUCCCGCUGCUAUACAAACUACACAUGCUCAGACGGCCCUUCCCCACACACAGCUGAUGCUAACGGGUGGUCAGCUCGCAGGGGACAUUCAGCAGUUUCUGCAGCUGCAGCAGUUAGUCCUCGUUCCAGGACACACUCUGCCUUCACCCGCACAGUUUCUUUUACCACAAACACAGCAAGGGCAGCAAGGGCUGCUAUCAACGCCAAAUCUAAUUCCACUACCUCAGCAAAACCAAGGAAGCCUGCUGGCCGCUCCACACAGACUUAGUCUUCAAGCACAGAGAGAGAAGGUUGCAGACAGCAUCGUGAACACAGUGACCUCUCAUCCUGAGGAGCCCAGUGAUCUGGAGGAACUGGAGCAAUUUGCCCGCACAUUCAAACAGAGAAGGAUCAAACUGGGCUUCACACAGGGUGAUGUGGGAUUGGCCAUGGGGAAGCUCUAUGGGAAUGAUUUCAGUCAGACCACGAUCUCUCGCUUUGAGGCGCUUAAUCUCAGCUUCAAGAACAUGUGCAAACUCAAACCUCUGUUGGAGAAGUGGCUGACUGACGCAGAAACAAUGUCGAUGGACAGCACCUUGCCAAGUCCCAGUGCUCUUUCCUCUCCUUCCCUGGGGUUUGACGGCCUGCCGGGCCGCCGUAGAAAGAAACGCACCAGCAUUGAGACCAACAUCCGUGUCGCUCUGGAACACAGCUUCAUCACGAACCAGAAGCCUACCUCAGAGGAGAUUCUACUGAUCGCCGAGAAGCUCAAUAUGGAGAAGGAGGUGAUCCGUGUCUGGUUCUGCAACCGCCGACAGAAAGAGAAACGUAUUAACCCCUCCAGUGCCACCCCUCCCUUGCCCAGCCAACCCCAGCCCACCUCGCACAAACCCCCCUGCUACAGCCCGCACAUGAUGCCCAGUCAGGGACCAUCACAGACAGUGAGCAGUCUCAGUACAGCAGUGACCACUAUGUCAUCGGUUUGCCCUUUGACCCCAAGUGGCCCCUCCCUAAGCUCUGCACCAUCUCCUGUAACCCCGCCUCCUCGCAGUGAUGCCAGCCCCGCCCCUCCAACUCACAGUACACUAAGUCUGAACACAGGUUUAUGGCAUAAAAAGAAUGGUGACGUUUCUAACUACAUCAAUGACUUUGCUGCAAGUUUGAGGAAUACGGUGAGGGGAGUUAAAACAGGAAUCAACCAAGCUCUUCUUGGCAGCAACCCACUUGCUACUAUACAAGCCCUAGCAGCCAGUGGUGGCCAGCUGCCCAUUUCCAGUCUUGAGGGCAGCAGCAAGGUGUUAAUUUGUGGUUCUGGAGGCCAAGGAGCAGGUCUUCCCUCUUCCCUCUUUCUCAACCACUCCUCUUUGUUGCCAAGGGCAACAGGCACCAGCAUGGGAUUGGGCGGUUCAGCUCUUGCCAAAACCUCAUUUCCUGUCACAGGCGGCAUGAGUCCCUCCCCUUGCUCGAGCCCAAUCUCUUCCUGCUCUUCAGGCGAAUUGCUACACAGCCCACACUCGAUAGGAGGGGCUAAAAUCGAGUGACGUUGCCCAAGACCAAUCACAAGAGGAGGAGAAGGAGGAGAUGAAACCUUACCUGUCAACCAAAGCAUCUCUUGAUCCCCUCGCUCCCUUUCGGUUCCUCUCAUUCUCACUCUCUCUCUUCCACUCUCCCACUCUACUGAUGCCAAAAAUAUAUAAAGAGUGGAAGAGGGGAGAGAUGGAGAGACGGAGUGGAAGGAGGAAGGAAGAGGAGAGGAGAGAAAAUGAAACCAAAAAAACACCACGCGGCUUAGCGGGACAGUUAAAUAAAUAAAAGGAGAAAAAAUUAAAAACUGUAGUGCAGUUUCAAGAUAAUGAAGACAUCCUUGAGCAACAAAAACAUAGAAAAAAAAGAAUGAACUUCACUGUGUGUUAUAGAAAAACUGCAACUCUUUGAAGCAAACAUGUGAAGUACUGAAUACCAAAUAGUAUGAUGGAACUCUGAGAGACUCGCUAUGACAAACAAAUACAAGCAUACCAAAUACCAAAAACAAACACCAAAAAUACGGAUGGAAAAGCUUUAUCCAAAGGACCUGUAAAUAGCCAACCGUCCAGGACCAGACCCAGUGACAACAAUCCAGCCAUCUCUGAGCUCAUCAUCAUCUUUCAUGUUUUUUUUUAUUAUGUAAUGUUAAAUGUGAUCGAGCCGGACCCAAACGCUGUUGUGAUUCUCUGGAUCGUCCACAUUCUAGUCGAUUUUUAUUCUCAGAAGUAGCAGAUAUUUACAUCAGUCUUUUUUGCAUCUAUGAUCAUCAUCAUCAUUCCAUGUCUUAUUCCACAUAUCAAGAGGAUUGUGUGUUUGGUCUUUGAUGUUUAUCAUAUAAGCACUGCAUAGCUUAAUGCACUUGUUUGUCCGAUGACAUGAAUGUCAUAUAGUAUAAUAAAAGUGAGAACAAGCUCCUCUCUAGCUUUCACGCCUCAAGUUGAGUGUAAAUAGUUUAAUUUCUCUCUUAAUAAUUGUGCUUGUAUACUUCCUCAUUCCAUUUCAUGCCUCCCUCAGUCACUUUCUCCCUUUUGAAUACCAAAGCGAUUCAUUCAUUCAUGAUCAGUUCAUCAUUCUCAUGAUGCAGAAUGAGAAGGGGGUGGGCUUACCUUGAUGAGGCUACUCUGGUAAGACAGCAUGGCAACAUGGGAAACGUGUGGGAUCUGUCACGACGAAGGGGCUCCCGUCCUCUCUGCUGCUUCUACAAGCCAACUUCACAGCCAGCCAAACUCCCCGUAAAGGAAAACCAAAAACAAACCAAGCCAAAAAUAAAAAAUGGAUGGAGGAGAAAAGUGCGUCGCUGUACAGAAAAAAAGAGCAUCCGCUCAUGCACCUCUGGACUAAGGUCACCCAGAACCAUGUAGCAAGGGAUGCGCCUCUGCCUCCUGUCAUUCAGACUCUUCCUGGUCCUGGGUGGUGGGAUCUUUGAUGACCUCACUGGACUCAUCUGAAGAAGAUGUUUCGGGUUCAUUUGGGGGUUGGGAGGGUUGUUACUUUUGGUCUUUCGUUCCCGUCUGUCUGCUUUGUGGGAUUUUUCUUGGCUAUGUGUGUAGAUUUGUGUGCAUUCAUUUGGGGAAAAGGUAUUCACGUUUUUGCAGGAAUCUCAUUUUUUUAUGUUUCUUACUUGUUCCUAUCUAGUUGUGUUAGAGACUCUAAUCAGGUGGUUGAAACAAUACUGUGAAAAAUUCAGUUCAACAGAUAAGAAACCAGGAUAAACACGCUCAAGUACAUCCAAAGAAUCAACGUCGAGUAUAAACAAGCUUUAAAGAGAACCAAAUAUUACAUACACAACAACUUACAUGGUCUCAUCCACCUUACCGUUGUAUUUAUAUUGUGCUGAAAUCUGUAGUCAGUGAGCGCUGCAGGUUCAACGAGGGAUACAUGACCUCAGUUCUCUGCGUUACUGUAUAGUCUGAUUGGGUCAGUUAGUGCUUCUAUAGAUUUUGUAGUAAAUGAUCUAUGAUAUAAUGCUUACUAAUUGCUAAUGUAUGAAAAAAAAAAACAUUGUGAAAAGAUAAAAAAUGUUGAUAUUUACUUAGACCAAAAAUUCACACUAUCUCUCUUUUGGGUUUUCUUCCUCCCCCAUUUUAAGACAUUGAUUUCUUUAUUUAUUCUCCUCUUGCUUGUUUGUGAAUUUUCUUAAAAAAACUUUUUUAUUAUUAUAUUUAUUUAAUAUAUUCCAGACACCAAUUUUGUAGUGGGUGUGUUUGAGGCACCAGAUUGUAUUCAAAUGUAAACUUCCUUUGCCAAGGCGACCUUUCAAACCAAAUCCAUUGACAAAUGCAACCGUCGGUCCAAAUUGACCGGCCGCUAAUCGACAUCCGUAUGGGCGAAGACUCGUCUUUGUGACCUCUUAGCUGUUCCUUACUGAACAGAGCCUGUGGGGGGAAACAUAUCAGGGGAAAAUGCAGCACUGUGUUACUUCUGCUCAAAUGUUUCUGCAGCAUUCUUUCAAUGCUGAAGUAACCAUACAGAGUAAAAGCAUGCACUGCCAUGGCUUAGAAGGGAUAAGGUUGUAUAGGAACGUGUAUUGUAUCUGUACAUACCUGUCUCACAACUGCUGAUGUUACGGAUGUUGUUGCUAUGGUUACUGUGGUGAUGGCUACUGCAUGCAUGUGACAGCGUGGAGCACAGUGCUGCCGCGAGCCUUGACCUGAAAGCUUUAAACAGCUACAAAACCAAAAACUUUAGGAGAGGAAAGAUGGAGGGAUUUGGGGUUCCUGGAUAGAAAAUACAUCAAAAUGCAUGUAUUGUAUGACAGCUGAAAAGUAUCAGUGCUCCAUCUUUCUCUCUUUUUGCUCUCUCCCUCGCUCCUUCUCCUCUUUGUCCUAUUUAUAUUCCUGCUUAGUUUUUUUUUUUGUAUUUAUUUCGUAGCAUGUCUGUUGUUCUGUCUCCUGGUUAUGGGGUGUAGAAGAGAGAUAGUUACUCAUAUAGCCCUACCUCAAUCUCUUAAUGAAAAACCAAAUAGAUAAAUGCUUUAAACAGAGAAGCGGGCUGCAUCCAUCAGCAGGGGCCGAGGAGAAGUGUUCUGAUCGGUCCAGGGAACAUUUAGACAAAAAAAUGAGGAUGAAACAUUUAAAGAACUUUACUGAUGCUCUGGCAUGUUCACUCCCUCGGCCCCUGGGACCAUUUUUCCAGUCACCAAACACAGGGCAGGACACAUACAAACACCUUUUCAUGUAUGCACACUUAUUGUGCACGUGCAUGUAUGUAUAAGUCGGACAUGUGACUGAAGAGCAGGCGGUGACUGUUGUUGCUAGGUGACAAAUUGUAUAUCUUAAAACGCAGGAGUGGAAUAAAAGGGGAAGCCUUAUCUCUAGUUAUCUUUUCUCUAGCUUUCCUUCUCACGGUUACAGUCAGCCGCAGUUCCGGAUGUCUUAAAAACUUAACGAGGACGAUAUGCAAGUAGUAGCAGCAGCGUAAGGGAGCGUGUUUAAAGUGUGAGUCUCUCAGUGGCGCGAAUCUCCAGAGAAUGAUACCAAAGCAGCACGCUUCUCUGAGACCGAGCACAACACACACGCUCCCUAAAAUCAUGUAAACAAUCCUUGAGUUUGAUUCGCAGCGGUUUCUCAAUUUAUUCAUUAGUUCCAAUCGGAAAUGGGUAAAAAUUAACCGGAAAAUAAAAAUCAUAACAUUUCAAAAGGCCUGACCAAGAGAACUGCAAAUAUUAGUCUUUUCGUUUUCAUUCUACGCUCUAAUUGUUGUUUUACAUGCUCUCUCUCAUUACAUAUUAUACAUUAAAUAUUAAUCAUAAUAAUAAUACAUAACAGCUUCAGUCCAAAGGUGUUUAAAAACACGUCUAGUUAAACCAAAGAGCUCCACUAACACAUCCUCAGCUGUUUUCUUUUGUCUCUUUUCCUGGUCACCUAGCAACCCAGUUUCUGAAGGUAUAACCUCAACUAUCCAAAGUAAAUAGAUCAUUAUGAAAUGUAUAUUUUUUAAUUUAUUAUUCGGGGGGAAAUCUUCAUGGUGGUGAUGAUGAUCUUAAAGAAAAUACUUGGUAUGUCUGUAAUGAAUUUCUGUUUCCGUUUUCGGGUGUUAGUGGUGUUAAUCUGUCCUCUGAAUCUUCUCCCUGAUUUCAUGUUCUGUGCGUAAAUGAGAGCGCGUGCGUGCGUCAUCUGUGUGUACAUAUGAUCGUGUGCGCGUGAACGUAUUUUACACUCUAAAAUUGGACAGAUAUACAGUUAUCUUGACAGAGUGGAUAUGUGCGUGAAUGUGUGCGUCAUUUUUGCUUGUUUAUGUACGUUGUCAUGUUUUCCCCCCCUUUUUCAUCCUUUUUUUUCUCACUCGAGUUGAGCAGUUCCUUUUUCUUCUCUUCUGUCCCUUCUCUCUUUUUCUCCCUAUGGUGACAGGUUAGCCUUUUGGUGUAAUUAUCUCUGAAACCAAAAAAUAGUUGACAAAUAACUCACUUGUUCAUUGUACAGUGCUGUUCAUUUGAAGUCAUUUUUGUAACUGAAAGUGUUUCACUCAUCUGAAUAAAAUCGGUAGAGAAAAAGAACAGUGAGUGGAAAUGUUGUCUUUUACCUGUGAGUUUGUGUAAUCGAUGUGAGAUGUAUGAUGCUGUCGGUCCUCGCUCGGCCGCUGGGUGGCAGCAGCAGCCACGUGCUGUUCUCCUUCAUCUAUGAAUCAUCCGUAAGAGCUUCUGCCUCCACAUGGUGCCACAACUAGUCACCUAUAGAUCUGUCUGUUUCUCUCUUUUCUCCCUCUUUUUCCACUUUUCACAGCUCUCAUUUGCUCGUCUGACUCAUAGGACAUCUGGUCUUUGCCAGACAGCCCGUCUUUUAAUCAUGAUCUAUUCCUCUCCAAUUUAGCCGAUUAAAAAUCUCACCUUUGCAAGAUUUUGAUGUCUUUACAUCUGCUAUUAAAAAAACACAUCAACCGAAGCUUAACUUUAGUUAUGGAAAUGAAAGUUUAUCUA